Molecule: messenger RNA, 249 nt
Organism: Clunio marinus
Lineage: Eukaryota; Metazoa; Arthropoda; Insecta; Diptera; Chironomidae
Source: the annotation of a GenBank genome assembly
AUGAAACGAGUAAGUCUAGAUCAACCGAGAAAUAUUUUUUUCACAAAUUCUGUCAAUGUUAAGACAGUUCUCAAGUCUUUAAGAAAAUCUCAUAAUAUUCUUCUUAACUUAAGACUCAUUAAUACAAAAGUUUCAGAAGAAACUUCCUUAUAUUUAUCAUGCAUGACAUUAAGAAGUGGAUGGAAUUCGUUCAAUCAUCUUUAUUUAUGUGUAAAAAAAUAUUUGCUGUUUGGUUUCAUAGGAAUUUAA